Anopheles stephensi (Asian malaria mosquito) is the source of this 883-nucleotide messenger RNA. RefSeq lists its product as uncharacterized. The coding region runs from base 89 to 784 and encodes 231 amino acids. Lineage: Eukaryota; Metazoa; Arthropoda; Insecta; Diptera; Culicidae. The transcript is spliced from 2 exons. The record is from RefSeq and is a predicted model, not a curated record.
AAAGCCCCCACACAAAGCUCGCACGGAAAGGAAAAACGUAAACAAACGAUUUUGCAUCGCUGCUGCUGCUGGUUCUGUUGCUGAAAACAUGAGUUUCGAAGAGAAAAAGAAUCUUCUUUUUUCAUCGUUGGAAACAGCCGAACAGAGCAUCGCAGCCGACUCGAUUCUACACCAGCAGAAUGCGAACGAAACGGACUACAGUCUGGUGCACAUGUCCAAAUGUCGCAUAAAGCCAAUCGCGGUGGACAGAUACCUAGGGCGAGAAAGUAUCUUCAAGCGACCGAACGCACCGAUCGGCCAGUGUCUGAAAAGGGCCAAUCUUCCGGGCUAUAAGCGUAACCCGCACAAAUGGAUCAAGUACUCGCUGGAGGAUGUGGACACUUCGGACCGAAGCAACAUGGCGGCAGCAUUUUCCUUCCUUAAGCAGAUGGAAGACCAACGGGAAACUGCAGAAAACAGUGGCAGUGAUGCUAAUCCGCCGGAUGUUACCGCUCAACCUUGCAGAUCGAUCGUACGGUUUAAUCGCUCCGUAAGACUGCGGGGUCAGCUGAAUGAGGCGGACGAACCGGUGGAAACACCCGCCGAGGAUAGACCACAGUUUAACGGGCGACGUGUGCUCAUGCCCGAGUACGUUGUUGGACAGAAGGCACCGAAAAGGGCCAAGCGAACAUCGAACGUGCGAAAGGCUGGUCCAUCCACGACUGGCAAAGGAACGGAAUUGCAACUGGAUCAUCUGAUGGAAGAGGAGGAAGAGAUCGAUCAAGAGGAACAGGAGGAUAUGUAAUAGCAUGUGGAAAAGGGGUGUUUAGUUUUUAAGUCGUAAUAUAAUCAGGCCUAGAAUUAAGUUUAUGUGAAAAUAAAAUCCUUAACAGAUUAACAGUAA